Cladophialophora immunda is the source of this 2549-nucleotide messenger RNA. RefSeq lists its product as uncharacterized. The transcript has 2 exons. Gene Ontology annotation, molecular function: protein binding. NCBI's taxonomy places the organism in Eukaryota, Fungi, Ascomycota, Eurotiomycetes, Chaetothyriales, Herpotrichiellaceae. The coding region runs from base 1 to 2418 and encodes 805 amino acids. The record is from RefSeq and is a predicted model, not a curated record.
AUGGCGGUAGUUGCACAAUCUCGACGGAGUGAGAAGCUGUCUAGGUCUCGUUCAUCGUCUUCGGAUGUCACGCAAGGCGGAAGACAAGCCAGAGCCCACCAGAAGUCCAAGCUCCCCGCCAAGCAAUACAACAGCACAGAAUGGAGGAGGAUGAAAGAGAUCAUCACUCAGCUUUACUGCGAGGAGCGGGUGACUGUGGCUGAACUCAUCCGCCGGCUACAUGGGAUGGGGUUCGAGGUCAACGAACGCAUGCUGCAUACUCGCAUCCGCAAGUGGAAAAUUGGUCGCAAUCAUAAAUUUAGCGAAAUGCGAAUGGCCGCUCAUCUUCUAGCGGAGUAUAUUGACCGCCAGCAGCAGCAAUCGAACGCAUCGGGAUCUGGACACAGCAUUACAACAGGCAACCGUACUAGCAUGCCAAACUUCCACAUUCGUGGCGAGCGUGUCGACCACACGGAACUGAUGCGAUACUUCCGGCGCAAGAAGAUCAGCGACCCUGUGAGCUGGAUCAAGGAGCAGAAAGACAGAUUCGACCUGAGCGAAGAUGUUGUCAUUGUCGUAAAUGCGGACGCUGUCCCUGUUGGUGAAGCUAGAUCCUCUGAGGAGGAUGAAGACACAUCUGAGCACGACCAAGAAUAUCCUCGGCUUGCGAUUGAACAGGUCGAACAAACAGCUCUCGGAAAUGUCCCUCGCAUCUUGGACGCUACUGGUCAUACACCAAGUGCGCGCUACCUCGACGACGAAAGCUUGCCGCCCACGAAUGUCAACCGCUCCUCCUUCUCAGUGCCAACUUUGCUUCGUCCACAGGCAUAUUACGCCAGUGAGCAACUCAACCAGAGCAUGAUGAUGUAUAUGAUGUCAUAUCUAUCGUCCCCUACCUCGAAAGCCGACUUGGAACCAGCAGUCCACGCACACACCGUCCACGCGAUCUUUGCGUCUAAAAUGCAGGAUGGGAUAUCUCUUCUGGCCAACAUUUCCCCACAGGACGCAAAGAGGAGCCUGCGAAAACCAGAACCAAAUGCCGCGAAGGCUUUCGCCAGCUUCGAGAACGGGUUUGGACUGAUCCACAGGAUUCUCAAGAACCACAGCCCAAUGUCCCUUGCACUGAUGCUCAGUGUAGUUUGCGAACUGGCCGAUCGCACAGUCAAGACCGGGAUGAAGAACUCAGCUAUUGGGGUUCUUCUCACCAAGUUCCUUACGUAUACACAUGACAUGGCGGCGGCUGUUUGGGGGACGGAACAUCCAUUGACUAUUUUCUUUGAUAUUUUGGCACGGGAGUAUUUCUGCCCGACAGUUUUGUCUUCCUCUGGAUCUGUACCCCUGAUGGAACUCAUUCUCACCUCUCUCAAUCUCUCAUUGGCCCAAUUUAGACUGGCUUCCACCGCCACGCACACCACCGCUUUGGGCAGUGCCCAGGAUUGGAAGCAACUCUAUGUGCGCGAACGACUCUGCGACGCUCUUUACUACUGCGGACCGACUUACCAAGCCACCCGCUCCAGCAUGCGGAGACAGCUGUUCUAUGAUCAGGAAUCAAGAUACGGCCCCACUGCACGGAAUGUCCUAUGGACCUUGACCAACGUCGCUGACGACAGCCUCUCGGACGGGGACGUCGACCAAGCUAUCAGAUACUUCCAAGAUGCCCUUGACAGAGCCGAGAGGUUGGUGGAUGGCUACGGACGGGCUAAGACAAGUUUUGCUGCUCGAGAAGGGCUCGGGAGGUGCUGGAUGCGCAAGGCCGAAGAGGCCGAAGCCGAAGCACUUUGGCAAGAAGAACAGAAUCGAGGGCGAGUCCGUCGUGAGAAUUUCUUUGACCCCGGCCACACUUCACAGGACAACAACUCACAACCCAGCCUGAACUCUGCCUGUUGCUCAUGCCGUUGCCAUUGCGCUACCGAGUCCAACCGGGCCUCCUCGGGGAGCAGUACUGACAACACGGGGACGUCGACGCCGUCUUCAUCAGGGCAUUCGACUCUGAGCUCGUCCAGGAAGUCAUGUCCAAGCACGAAAUCUCAGGGCCCCUACCGCAACCACCACCAUCAACACCAUCAGCAACACAGGUCCCAUGGUAAUGGACACCCGGAGUCACCGACGCAUAAACGCAGACAGUACCUCAUCAGGGCCCACGGCUACUUUGUGGAGGCGGAGAAUGAGGCGCGCGCAUACUUUGAAGCGUCCAGUCGACGGAUCGCGCGGGUGAGUUUGCGCAGGCAGCAAGCGGCGGAGCUGCUGGGGAUUGUCGCGACGCCCGAGUCGAGCUCCUGUUCAGCUUCCUCCGAGUCGGAGGACGAGCCUGCGCGUGAGAUGAGUGCAGAAACAGACACCGCGAGGCUGCAGCACCCUUCAACUGUGGCGGCGGCGGCAACAACAACAAACAUCAACCUCGUGCUGGGGUCCUCGUCUGGCUUUGGAUUUGGCGGGUGAAUAGAACCCCUUCCUUCCCGCGUGCUGACCCAGGCCUGACUGCACCGGUUGUCAACGACGGGAGCGGCAACGGGAUUAGGAGUAGUAACAGGAGGAGCAGCCGCGACGAGAACAGAUCAUACCCACCGACG